GGGAAGUGACAACUAUGCGCUCAUUUAUCUACAUGAGUUUCAAUUGAACGAACAAGUUAGACUCGUUACACGGUUGUUUUAACGGUGUCCUACGCGAUGUGUGAAUAAAGUGAUAAUUAAAUAAGUGCACGAAGAAAUAUGUGUGGCAAAUUAUUGUUAACAAGCACGGUGAUGGAAAAUUGCGUUACGUGAUAAAUUCGUAUAAACAAACCGGUUUUCGGUAGUGUUUGCAGUGUGAAGUGAAUAUUUGUUUAUCAUGGCGUUUUCUCUCAAUAAGUUGAAGAACAUUUUGAACACAAAUCGGGACAGUCAGCUGGCUGGAAGCGGGAGUCUUGAGCCCGAAAUAGGGUUCAAAUUGGCACUUCACCCCGUCUCUAAGAAUUUGUACGUGACGGUCAUCGGGGCCCGACACCUCCCGUCCUUGUUUGGGUUGAGCCGCGCACAUGGAUACCUUGUUAAGGUCAAAGUGUUCCCGGGUGAGAGCAAAUUUGAGACUACCCUCCAGGAAAGUUCAUGGCCGGUCUGGAACGAAGACUUCAAGUUCCAGCUGAAGCAGAAAGAUGUUAAAAAGCCAGGCAAACCCGAUCUACAAGGAUUAGUCGCCGGGCAUUUCCUGUCUCUCACAAUAUACGCGCUACUCGAGCCGCCGAAAACGGAAUCGGAGAGAAGAAAAAGUGCAAAAACUUUAGACAAUAAGAAGAACCCUAAAGUAACAGACCAGGAAGAGCCAAAAGCGAAAACUGGGUUUUUUGAGAAGACAUUUGGUAGUUUCAAAUCGACUAAGGCCGAGGCGAUCGCGCAGAAAUCUGUUCUGGAGAAGAGAAGGACUGUCGGAGCGGCGACGUGGAAUUUCGAUUCGAAGCUGUUUCAGAAUGAUCUGAAGAAUGGUUUAAUUGGAACUCCAGACAUUUGGAGGCCAAUUAAUGCGAUAGCGAGCGGUCUGGCCGCCACCGACACGAGAAGAGAGAACAAGAAGGGCCAACUGGAAGUGACCCUGUUAUACACAACGAGCGAAGACGGCCUCAACGACGUCGUCACGCUCACUGUCAACAGGCUACGGUGCAGCGUGCUCACCAUGCAGGAACAAGAACAAUAUAAAGGUAAAUAUAAUGCGCUUAACUCCAUAGAGAUCAGGGCCUACCUCGAACCACGUUCGACGUGUUGCCUCUCUGUCCUACUUGUAAAUUCGUACGCAAGUGUCACCCUGUUAUACACAACGAGCGAAGACGGCCUCAACGACGUCGUCACGCUCACUGUCAACAGGCUACGGUGCAGCGUGCUCACCAUGCAGGAACAAGAACAAUAUAAAGCCCCGCUGUAUUUGAAAGCGACAAUAUUGGAAGCCAACAAAGCGGAAUGUUAUUGGAAAAGUGACAGAUUCGUUCCCACUAUAUCGGCAAGGUGGGACCCGAAGUCUGCGACGGUAAAGCUGUCUGUGUUCAGAGCCAGUUUGAGCAAAGUCAGCAUUUAUAUAAGCCUCGGUUGCAAAACCAAGAUGGCGAAGAAGGAAAUACUCGGUAAAGCGAGCAUCGAUGAGAAGUCGGUUAACGCUGAGGCGUGGAACGAAUGUUUGCGGAAACCCGGCAUACCUAAAACAUUUUGGGUUAACUUUGAGUGAUUAGGGAAAACAUUUUUCACUUUUUACUAAUUUGAAUAUCCGUCCUUUAACCUCCUGAGAUAAUACGUGGUUGUAUUUUGACUGACGAAUAAAAAAGUAAUAUAACAUGUAUUAUAUGCAAUUUAUCUGUGUGUAACAGUUGACAAUAUAGGUAAUUAUUAUCAUUCUUAGUCGAAAAACUCAAAAUAGUCAAAAUGGACCUACCACUACUCUCACUGUAUAUUGCGGACUAGGCACUAUCAAUAAGAAUGGUACCUAAAUAAAUGAACUUUUCGCGUAAAAUUUAUUUAAUAACUUUGGCUAACCAUUACUUUGAAUAAAAACAUUUUUUUUGUAAAGUAGGUUAUCGGUGUAAUAAAAAUAUUUUUUUUAUUUAAAUCUAGGAAAAACAUUUGACAAAAAUACAAUUGCCUAAAUUAUAGUUUGGUGAAAAUUGGAUUGACACACGUGCAGCGGGAAAAGUUUGGUUCGGAAAUUAUUAUUUACAAUACAAGUGGGAAAAGUAGGAAAUUUGCAACAAGUGAAGAUACGACUGAAUGGAGUGUUUUAAAUCGACACGAGUCGCGAAUUACCUAUUCGCACGUGUACGAUUACCGAUUACCAUAUGUACCUACUGUAAAGGUUACAAAUAUUUUACUAAAAUAGCAGGAACCCAUCUGACAGUUCUGAGUAAAUAUGGUAUCAAAGUUAAAGUAUGAAGUCUAGUUUCAGAGAAC
Molecule: messenger RNA, 2334 nt
Organism: Cydia fagiglandana
Lineage: Eukaryota; Metazoa; Arthropoda; Insecta; Lepidoptera; Tortricidae
Exons: 4
Coding region: 257-1618 (453 amino acids)
Source: RefSeq, a predicted model, not a curated record